Messenger RNA from Vigna radiata var. radiata (mung bean), 3039 nucleotides. RefSeq names its product myosin-G heavy chain-like. Lineage: Eukaryota; Viridiplantae; Streptophyta; Magnoliopsida; Fabales; Fabaceae. The record is from RefSeq and is a predicted model, not a curated record. The coding region runs from base 611 to 1927 and encodes 438 amino acids. The transcript is spliced from 2 exons.
CAUCCACACAACACAUAACACAUAGACAUCCUUUUCGGGCUUUCAUAUUCACAACCCCCUGCCUCUCACACUGUCCCUCUCACCAUUCACUUUGAGUUUGACCCGUUGCCAGCCACCGCCACCACCUCUCUCACUCCCUACCCCACCAUCCACUCUUCACUCUCUCUACACCAUCUUCAUCUUCCAUCACAAACCUUAAAUAACCAACUCCUUUCCCCUUUUUCCAUUUCCAAAACCCUAAAUCAUCAUUCUUCUUCUUCUUCUUCUCUCUCUCUCUCUCUUGCUCCUCCUUCGAGGUUUCCCCUUUUUGUAAUUUUCCUCUCCCUCCUUCACCUCCGACCUGUGAGAUCUACAUGUCAUGUGCCUAUGCGUUUUUUUCUCUUCUUUUUAUACAACACAAUAACCCCACUGAAAGACAACCAAGAAAAGAUUUCCUUCCAUUGCAGUUCAGAUCAGGGAUUCCAUCCAAAGAUACGCUUCUUUCCUUUUUCAAAAACCCUUUCUUAUUUCCCACUCUCUCACACUCAUUCCUUCAUUCAUGGACACCACCUAGCUUCACAACCUCUUUCCUUUUCUCUUUCUUCCCCACUUUUUGCUUAAUUUCCAAGCUAUGAAUUCUGCCAAUAGUGGAAGUAUCUCUUCAAGUGGCGAUGAAGAAUACGAUUCACGACCUCAUCACACACUGCUCCCUCCAACCUUCCUCAACAAUCACCCUUCCCAAUUCGGCUCCAUCUCACACCCUCUUCUUUCUUCUUCUUCCUCUUCUUCUCAUUACCACCACCACCCUCAUCCUUCUUUGUUUGAUCUCUCUUCAACCUACCUCCACGCCCUCUCUCAACCCAACUCCUCCAACCCAAACUCCUUCCUUCACUUGGACACCGCCACCUCAUCCUCCUCCCACCCUCCAAGAUCUCAACCCGAUUGCACCCACCCUUCCGGAGUUAACGUUAACAUUAACGUUACCUCCUCCCCUCAAACUACUACAAACAUAAGCCAAUGCUUGUUGGGUCCUCAAGCAGGCCUCGCCACUGACAAUGCCAGAUCGCAAGAUGCAAUCUUGCUUGAACCCGGUAGAACGAUUAACAACGUCGGACGUAACUCGAAGAAGCGAACCAGAGCUUCUAGGAGAGCACCAACCACGGUUCUCACCACGGACACUUCCAAUUUCAGAGCCAUGGUUCAAGAGUUCACUGGAAUCCCUGCACCACCGUUUUCGGCUUCUUCCUCCUACUCUCGGAGGCUCGAUCUUCUCACCGGUUCCUCCUCCCUCAGAAGCAGCUCUCACUUAGACACAACCAACGGUCCUUUCUACCCUUUGCGUCCUUCGCCACAGAAGGUAAAUCAUCAUAAUCAUCAUCAAAACCCAUUGCUUUUAUCUUCCUCAUCAUCACCCUAUAAUAACAUGGUUGAUGCUAUUACUUCCACCACCACCACCAACAACAACAACAAUUCUUCAUCUAACAACAACAACCCCAUCAACUACCAACAACAACUUCCUCCUGAUUUGGGUAUACCCUAUCACCAUAAUCCACAGAACAUCAUGCUGAGCAUGCAGAACCACCCCACCCUUGCAUUCAACCCUCCUCCAACCCCUCUUCACCCUUUUGGCCAGGCUGGGUUUAGUGCAAAGUUACCAUCCAUUGAGGAUCUGGGUAUGAGCCAUGGCCAGGUUAAUAAUAAUGCAAAUUUUGUCGCAAGUGGGAUAUCGGUGCCACUGAGGAGUGUUAACGAUGACGGAGGAGGAACAAGAGAUGUUUCUUUAAGGUCAUUGGAUGGUGGUGGUAGCUGCAAGUUGAACUUCGCUGUGGCUUCUGCGUCCACUAGCUUGAACCGUGAGAAUAGCACCUUACCAAAUAACAACAACAAUAAUAACCCUACAACUAGAGGGGAAGGUACCGUGGAUUCCUGGAUUUGUUCUUCUGAUUAGACUAAACCCGGUACAGAAACUUGUUAUCAUUACACCGUAGAAUAUGAUGCUGCAAUGAAUUAAGAUCGUGAUCAUGAUGAUGUUGAUGAUAGUGGGUGUUGGUGGUUAGAAUUUGCAGCUAACAUCUUUCUUCUUUUCUUUUCCUUACCUUUCCUUUUUCUUUCCUUUCUUCUUUGUUUUUCUCUCCCUUUUGUUUAAAUAUGUUGAUAUUGUCAAAAAAAAUUCUGUAGCCACCGGUAUGAGAUUAAUUUAAUCAUGUAUGAUAUAUGUGUAAAUUAAAUAUAUACUUCCUUUAAUAUAUAUGUCUACAUAUAUCUAUACAGAAUCGAUGAUGACCAAAUGAUGUUUAAUGUCAUUGCAGAAACAUAAUGGUAGCUAGUUGUAGCAUAUGAUUGUACUUUGAUUAGUGUUUGAUAAUGAUGCUGAUCGUGGUAAUUAUAAGGGUGUGUGGUGAUAAUUUUAUACUUGCAGACUAUAUUGUAGAGUAGGUUAUUAUUAUGAUUAUUGGGAAUCCAUAGUUUAGUAUAGUUUAAUGCUAAAGCGAAUCUGCGGCUAAAAUCCCCAAUAAUAAGAAAAACUGUUCCUCGUACAAACCCUUGUCUAGUGCUUGCUAUAAGAAAACAUUAAGAAGCACACUAUUCACGAAUAGAUAAGUCGGUGAGUGGCCGAGUGCUGCCAUCAACUGAGGAGCAUCAUCGAUUAAAGCAGAGAGAAACAAAGAACGAGAGAGAGAGAGAGAGAGAGAGAGAUUAUGUUUGCAAUUUGCAAAGUUUCAGGUUGAUGUUGCUGAGAACGCUCCCUUGUAUUUCGGGUUCUAGUUACUGUCCCAAGGUUGAAAUGUUGGGUGCAAUCUCUCUUUCUCUUUGUUGUCGAAAUCUGAAAUUUUCCAAAGUUCUUCGGGGUCUCUCUCAGGACUUGCAAUACGUGGUGGUGGCUUUGUGCUACUUUUCAGAUUUCGUCACAAACGGAAGAUAUUUCGCAGGAAAAGUAUUCCAUUAAUAAUAAUAGACGAUAUAUUCCAUCGUACGUUUUUACGUUACUACUCUUUCCUUGAUUUUAAUGUAUUUUGUCUUACUUUUCAACUAUGAAUGAUAUUUGCUUGUGGAGCAAUU